This is a messenger RNA of Rosa rugosa (rugosa rose), 1382 nucleotides long. Its product is annotated as 2-oxoglutarate-dependent dioxygenase 19-like. The transcript has 4 exons. Bases 77 to 1144 code for a protein of 355 amino acids. Lineage: Eukaryota; Viridiplantae; Streptophyta; Magnoliopsida; Rosales; Rosaceae. The record is from RefSeq and is a predicted model, not a curated record.
GCCUCUCCUAGUUCCUCUCAUAUAUCUCUCUCAGUAUAUUCUCCCAGUCUAUUCUGUCAUCUCUCUCGCAAUUAAGAUGGCUGCAGUUGCUCAAGCCUUGGAGACCUCAAACGUCACAAGCAUCAAAUCACUAGCUGAGUCACCAGCUCUCAGCUCUGUCCCUUCCGCUUACGCCUUCAACAUAAACCCCAAUGAUGAAGCUGAUCCAAAUGACCCUGAGUUUGCUAUUCCCAUUGUUGAUAUGUCACUUCUCACCUCUGGUUCUCCUGAUCAGCGCGCCCAAAUCGUCCGCGAUCUUGUCAAAAUUUGUGAAGAAUGGGGCUUCUUCAUCGCAAUUAACCACGGAGUACCAGAGAGCCUAAUGAAGGGGAUGAUCGACGCAUGCCAUGGAUUUUUCAGUCUUCCAGAUGAGGAGAAGAAGGAGUUUAAAUCAGGAAAUGAUGUUCUUGAGAUGUUCAAGUAUGGUACAAGUUAUAAUCUUGCAUUGGAUAAAGUUCUUCUAUGGAGGGACUUCUUUAAGGUCAGAACACAUCCAGAGUUCUACUCCCUCUACAAACCAGCUGGCUUCAGUGAUGUUUCACUGGAGUUCGGCAAAAGAACAAGAGAAGUGGCACUAGAAAUCACAAAAGCAAUAUCAGAAAGCCUGGGAUUGGAGCCGAAUUACAUAUACGAGACAAUGAACAUGGAUCGUGGCUUACAAUUGCUAGCCGGCAAUUACUACCCACCUUGCCCUCAGCCAGAACAUGCAAUCGGUAUACCACAUCAUACCGAUCACGGUCUAGUCACACUCCUCAUCCAGAAUGAGAUGAAUGGCCUCCAAGUCGAACACAACGGAAAAUGGCUCACUGUUAAUGGCCCUUCCAAUGGCUUCUUUGUGAACCUUGCUGAUCAAAUGCAGAUUCUAACCAACGGUAAAUACAAGAGUGUGAUGCAUAGGGCGACUGUGAAUAACACAGCGACAAGGAUAUCCAUAGCCAUACCACAUGGACCUUCUAUAGAUACAAUCAUCGCACCAGCACCAGAGUUGUGUGAAAGAGAAGGCCAAGCUCCAAAGUACCUUGCAAUGAACUAUAAAGAGUACAUACAACUUCAACAAAGUGGCAAGAACUACAUGAAGUCCACCUUCGAUCACAUCCGAGCCUAGCCUAUCUAUCUGGCUCAUUAUAAUAGUACUACUAUUGAAACAGUUGUAAACUUCCUUUUAAUUUGGUUUCCUUAUCUUCUUUUUGUUUCAAUAAUCAUGCCAUCUAUCUUGAGUCUCUGAUGGUGUAUUAUUGGAGCCAGCGUUUGUAGUAUUAAGACGGCGGAUGGGCGUGUUUGUCUGUUCGACCACUGAGCAGUACUCGCUAAAUAUGUAACGACUUGUUACAUUUGGAAUUUUA